AUGUCGGAGCUUCGCCAACGACCCAAUGCGAUAGGUUCUGGCUCUAGCCAGAGCCAAGAAACCCCCGCGCGAGGCCAGAAGGUCCACGCUGAUGAAAACCGGGGCAUCAGCGUCUUGGACAUCAUCCGCGUGCUCGUAACCCUCGUCCUCGCAAUCCUGGGUCUCUCAUACUACACCACCAAUGGAGAAUCCUUUUUGUGGGGAUACCGCCCUUGGUUCACACGAUUGCCGGUCGUGAUGAAUUACCUGGUAAGCAAAUAUCUCGCAGCCAUGGAGAUGGACAAUUCACUCAACAGCUCUCUCCCCCUCUCGCAGACCGGACCUGUCAACCUCACACCGGCCCAACUAUCCCUCUACAACGGCAGCGACAAGAACCUCCCAAUCUACCUCGCCGUCAACGGCUCCAUCUUCGACGUCUCCGCCAAUCCCAGGAUGUACGGUCCCGGCGGGGCCUACGGGUUCUUCUCAGGGCGCGACGCCACUCGCGCCUUCGUAACAGGCUGUUUCAAAGAAGACCUAACGCCAGACCUGGUCGGCGUGGAGCAAAUGUUCCUGCCAAUCGAGGACGUCGAGGGCGAGAACUUGUCGAGCGCGCAGAAGAAGGUGCGCCGAGAGAGGGAGAUGAGGCUCGCGCGGGCGCAGGUGGACGGUGCGGUUGCGCGCUGGGAGAAUUUCUUCCGCAAUCAUGGGAAAUAUUUCCAGGUUGGGCGGAUUGUGGACUAUGAAUCGUAUAAGAAGGACGAUCCUCAAGUUGGGAAGCGAGUGCUCUGUGAGAGCGCGGAGAAGCAGCGGCCAAAGAGGAGUGAGACGGGGCAUUUGUAG
This is a messenger RNA of Penicillium chermesinum, 822 nucleotides long. Its product is annotated as putative heme/steroid binding domain protein. The coding region runs from base 1 to 822 and encodes 273 amino acids. Lineage: Eukaryota; Fungi; Ascomycota; Eurotiomycetes; Eurotiales; Aspergillaceae. The record is from RefSeq and is a predicted model, not a curated record. The transcript has a single exon. Gene Ontology annotation, cellular component: endomembrane system; membrane.